Schistosoma spindalis is the source of this 1947-nucleotide messenger RNA. The record is from the annotation of a GenBank genome assembly. Lineage: Eukaryota; Metazoa; Platyhelminthes; Trematoda; Strigeidida; Schistosomatidae.
AUGUCAGAUAUACGUAGUAAGAGUCUCAGUUUACCUCAUAUUUAUGAAUAUGAUGGAUUAAAUACAUAUUCUUUAAAUCAAUUAAAAUUGGAUAAAAAAACAAAACAAUCUGUUUAUUAUAUAUGUCAUAUAUGUAUAUUAAAAAGUAAACAAGUGAAUUUAAAUGAUGAAUUAACUAAAGAUAAAGCAGAAUAUUUAAUUGAAAAUAAUUUAAAUAAACGUUUAGCUCAUUGUAAUUUAUAUUGUUUACAAGAUCAAAUACGGUUUGAAAAAUCAAAACAAUGCGGUUCAAAUCCACCAAGAAGAUUUAUAUUAUAUAAACAUAUAAAAUGUAUAUAUAUCUCUGAAAGCAAACCAUAUAUUUUUAUAUUAUGUAUAGAAUUUGAUAAAGCAAAACGUAAAAUUUAUGAAGUUUAUAAAUGUAAAUUAUCACAAGAUGUUAAAAUGCUUUAUAUAGUAUUACAGAAAGCAUUAAAAGAUAAAGAAUUUUUAUUAAGAGAAGAAUUAAAACAUCCAAAAAUAUCUGUUGGAUCACAAUGUUGUUUAAUUUAUGGUAGAACUAUGAAUACUACUAGUAAUAUUAAUACUUCUACAUAUGAAAGUGAUAUUCAUUACAACAAUGAAAAAUAUAUGAGUAAUAUUAAGAAACAAUCAUUAUUACCAAUUAAUAGAUCAUUAUCUAGAACUAAACUCACUGGUGUCACUUCAAAUAUUUAUGAAGAACAUUCUAAUGAAUUGAUUCAAAAACAAGCUAUCACUUCAACUUCGUCGUCUAGAUAUUCUGAUCUUUCAAUGGAAUUAUUACAAAAGUUGAAUAGUGCUUACAAUCUGGAUGGCGAAUACAAUAAUAAUAUUACCUGGCAUAAAUCUUUAAUAUUAUUACAGACGGAUUUUAUAAAAGGUCCUCGAAUAAAUGACAUUGGUCCUAUUUAUAUGUUUGUAGCAAGACAACUUAAAUAAUCUUUGAUAAUUGAAUUAUAACUAAACUGAAUAGAAUAUAUUUACUAAAUUUAAUUCUUUAUUCAAAUUUGUCUUUUUAAACUUUUCUGAAUAAAUUUCGGUAUGUUAUGGUUAAAUUUACUCAACUAAUCUUGUAGUACAUUCUUAUUUGAAUAAUCAAUUUGUUGUUUUCAUCACUAAUAUUUAAUAACUACAUAUAUUUAUCAAUGUUUCCUACAAAUAUUAUUACGUAACCUAGUUGAUUUUUUUGGGGGGGGGUAUCUAAUAUUAGCCAGUCAUUUAUUUCUUUACUUUGAAACAUUUCAAAUAUAUAACCAAUUCAAUGAAUUAUGUUUAGUAGUUUUUAAAAAAAUUAUUAUUAUUGCUUUGGGUAAUUAAUCUACAGAUUAGUAAACUAUUCAAGUCAUUAAUUUCAAUUGUUUCAUCUAAUAUAAAACUGUUUGUCAAUAAUUUUGAUCAAUUCUGGGGUUGAAAAAAUCUGUUUUUUUUAAAUAGUAAAAUGUAUUUUCUUUUCCCAUAUUUUUUUUGAUUUACCGCAUUUUAUUAAACAGACUAAUCGGUUAGAGUUAAUAAAUGGAAUUAUUAUAAUCUCCAUGAUACUUAAAUUUUUUUUGUUCGAUUCUAUGUGGGAUUUUAGGUACUGAUUGCUGAUGAAUCAUUAAGUAGCACGAAAUACUACAUUAGUAGUGCUUUAAUAUUUUCUGUACGACAAGCUUGGUGAUAGAUUGUAACAAUUCUGGUGAGGUUUUAAGAAUAGAAAAGAUAAGUGAUGUCUAGAAUGAAAAAUAUAUCAUUGAUGAAACGAGAAUAUUCAUUAGCCAUAUUAUAAACUUACUGAAUUUGAAGAGCACUUCACAUAUUUCAUGCUACACGAAACAGAUAAUUACUAUUACAACUGUUUAUAUAUUAUAAACUUUCCACUAAACUUUUUAUCGGAGACACUUAUUCAUUGGUUUUGUAUUUAUUUAAGUGUUUGUUGGAAUGUUU